UGUUUUUUUAGACGAUUUUAGACGAUCGGUACUCCUGAGUUUACAGUUCUGGUCGCUUAGGUCGCACGACGUAUUUAACGAUUUUGGAAGCGACAAAUGCCAAAUCACCCCCAUUGAUAAACCAUAAAUAGUACCGCAAUCAUAUUUACCAAUGAAUAGCAAAAUAAAGGAUACGACAUGCGAAUUAUGUGGCCUCGAGGUGUCAAAGUACCUCUGCCCCCGAUGUGGCCUGAGCUAUUGUUCCCUUCCCUGUUACCGAUCCGGCCCUCAUCAAUCCUGCUCAGAGUCGUUCUACCGAGACUGUGUCACCUCAGAACUCAAGUCACUUUCACCAAAGGACGACUCUCGGAUGAAAUCCACCCUGCAAAGAUUCCAUCAAAGUCAACAAGAAGAACCUAUGAAUAAUGAGUACCAAGAAGAGAAUGAUGAGGUGUUGUUGGACUCUGAUGAUGAAGAACCCUUGGCCGAACGACUUGCCGGGAUUGAUUUAGACGAUGCCGACAAAGUUUGGAGUGUACUAACGGAAGAAGAAAAGUCAGAGUUUGGUCAGUUUGCGUCUUCCGUGGAUAAGGUUGAACAAGUUAUGGAAGAAUGGGUGCCAUGGUGGGAGCCACAGCCAGUCAUUCUGGUUCAAGAGGUGGAAGACGACGACGACGACGACAAGAAGAAAGACAGCAAAGAUGUCUUACCACCUACAAUUGUGGACAACAUUCCACCCUUGAUCACGCUAACUAAAGUGACACCCAAUCAACCCCAAGUGUCUAGAGGAUUGACCAACGUGGUAGCGGCCUACGUUUGGACCAGUCGUCUGUACAAUGGCGAUUUCCUCACUUACCCAAACUCACAUGAAGUACUGGCUGCACUCGUGAACCUCUCUUCGUUUCUGAGACAGGACGCUGUCUUCACAUCAUUCCAACAUGCGUUAGCUGAUGUGUCAUUGAACGCUUGUCAUAUUCCAGAACUAUUUGACGGCGGUCCUGCCCUGCAGGCCACAUUAAAUAAGGAUGUUUUCCACAUUUUAGAAGGUGCGAAUCUUUAUGAGCAGUUUUCCAACACCGCCACCACUACUGCGCCAAACAGGUCCACGCUCUCUGCUUUAAGUGAGUGUUACCGACUGGUAGACAAGGUUAUUGCUACCGAGAAGAAGGACCAGAAUAAUAGCAAGAAGAGUAGCAGCAUGCAAUAUAUUUCAAACAAAGAGGAAGACAGCUCUCCCUCCGCAUUUAGCAAAAAAUACCCUACUGAUACCCGUAGCGGAUCUUUGUCCGCUGCUGUUGAGCCAAAACUGAUGAGAAAUACGCGUAGGAAACUUUAUUAUCUUCUAGCGUUUGCCAACGAGCAUCCCAUUCUCCCCUCGUAGGUUACGCAUCAUAUCACAAUAAUAUAUAGAUAAUUCAUCUAUGCAUAGAGUAGCCUGCUGUUCGCCGAGUUGCCGCUUGCGGACGUGUCAUUUGGAUGAGAUUCAUCAUUUUACUUUGAUUUUUUCACGCACGUAUUUAUAAUUGGACAGCGGUCCACCCACUACCCAGUCAAAACAAUUGU
Folsomia candida is the source of this 1542-nucleotide messenger RNA. Its product is annotated as zinc finger HIT domain-containing protein 2. NCBI's taxonomy places the organism in Eukaryota, Metazoa, Arthropoda, Collembola, Entomobryomorpha, Isotomidae. The transcript is spliced from 5 exons. The coding region runs from base 152 to 1360 and encodes 402 amino acids. The record is from RefSeq and is a predicted model, not a curated record.